AAAUGGGAAUACAACCUCAAUGAGUUUGGCUCUUUCAUUUUCAACGUUACAUUAUAAAAUAUAAACCAAAAUUCGCUUUAUUUGUAAAUUACUACGUAGUUCUUAUUUUCUUAACCUAUAAAUUCUGUGAUAACGAGAAGAACUCCUUAAAUUUUCAAUGGCAAAAGGUGGUAAUUUUUGGUUUUACGCAAUUCUCAUUUUGGGUCUCCUAUAUACAGGAUUCACGUGUGAUUUGAACAACCUCCAAUAUGAAGUCGAAAGAAGUGAAAGAGAAAUACUAGGGAAACAAGAAUGGAACGUGACAAUGCUACACACCUGCCAAGAUUGUUCAUUAAGUAACAUAACUUUUAGAAACUGCAACAAUUGGCUAACUGUUGAACCAGUUGAUCCAACUAUUUUCUCUAAAAAUGGAGAUAAAUGUGUUCUUAUUAACAAUAAUAUUUUGAAGCCAGGUCAACAUGUCAACUUCUCUUAUGCUUGGGAUACUCCUGUUGUUUGGGUCCCAGAUUUUGCGGUUGUUAUUUGCUAGUAAAUGUGGUUAAUUUGCUAGCUUUAAUUUCAACUUAUUGACAUCGUUUAGAAUAAAUCUAGUGUUUGUUGUCUUUUACAAGAACUUGAUCGAUCAAUGUAUGUUUUUUCUUAAUGUCAUGUGGUUAUUCCGAGACUUCGAGAGUAUAUGUUGUGUGAA
Molecule: messenger RNA, 688 nt
Organism: Chenopodium quinoa (quinoa)
Lineage: Eukaryota; Viridiplantae; Streptophyta; Magnoliopsida; Caryophyllales; Amaranthaceae
Exons: 2
Coding region: 158-529 (123 amino acids)
Biological process (GO): cell fate determination
Source: RefSeq, a predicted model, not a curated record